AUGCCGGAGCGCGGAGAGGACGUUCUGUGCUAUCAUUGUAACAAUGUGUUUCCCAAAGAUACAUUCGGGUUGAUGUGUCCACGAUGUGGCUCCGACUUUACCGAAAUUAUCGAAGGAAGCGCCGAGGAACACCAACCGGCUGAAGAAUACAAUUCUCGUUCUGCAAGCCCGCCAUUUCCUUCUUCGUCAUCUCCAAGGCCGCCUCAAUCUCCUCAGUCUCCCCGGUCAACGCGAUAUGACGCAGAAAAUCCAUUCUUCAACCAUAAUCCGUGGGCCGAAACCAACGACGAUGAACCACAGAGAUUUGGCAGCCCUCCUAGAGUCAGUCGUCAUUCAUAUCGGUCUCCAGAUGGCCGAAUCACGUUCACAAGCACAACUUUUACAACUGGCAUGGGUGGGCGUGUUAGAAGUCCCGCGUCUCCUGAUCCAUAUGGAGGCGAACCGCUGUUACGGACAGUUGGGUCUAUCUUCCAAGAAUUAGCUGGCGCCUACAACACACAAAAUCGAAAUGUCCCACCUCCGGACCGAGAAGAUCCAUGGGAGACUCCUGGAGCAACUCGAGGUGCCACUCUCCAUGGGGGAUUAUGGCCAAGGAAUACAGACACCCCGGAGCCACCAGCUGUGCCUCUAACUAGUUUGAACGAUAUCUUUGAUUUACUACGAACAGAUGCAGCAGGAGAUGGAUUCGAUCGACCACGAGGAGGUAUUCAUAUCAUGGGCGCCACAGGGAUGAACCCAAUGCACCCUCUUUCUUUACUUGCUACCAUGCUUGGUGGAGGCCGGAUUGGAGAUGCUGUGUACUCCCAAGAAGAGCUUGAUCGCGUCAUAUCACAGCUGGUGGAUCAAAACAUGAACCAAGGAGCGCCACCAGCGGCUGAAACUGCGAUUCAAUCUUUGCCUAAGAAAAUAGUCGAUAAAGAGAUGCUAGGAGAAGAAGGGAGGGCCGAGUGCUCUAUCUGCAUGGAUCCGGCCGAGCUUGGAAGUGAAGUUACAGAGCUUCCUUCCCUCCUCAAUCUCCUCCGCGACGUCGGUCUUCUGCAUUUGCUUACGAAUCAAAUCGCGACUACAGCGGCAGCCCUUACCGCGCUCAUCGCCAUCGAACAAGCAGUGGUUCUUCAUUCCACCAUAAUCAUCGAUCCUCGCAUCACGCAGCUUCGGCUCCUCCAGAAGAGCGACGAGAACAGUCCAGUGGGGACGAACCUGAAAACCAGCCGCAGUCUAGUGGUGGUGGAGUUACCGGCUGGCUGA
Messenger RNA from Talaromyces amestolkiae, 1248 nucleotides. RefSeq lists its product as uncharacterized. The transcript is spliced from 4 exons. Lineage: Eukaryota; Fungi; Ascomycota; Eurotiomycetes; Eurotiales; Trichocomaceae. Bases 1 to 1248 code for a protein of 415 amino acids. The record is from RefSeq and is a predicted model, not a curated record.